Messenger RNA from Enhydra lutris kenyoni (northern sea otter), 1599 nucleotides. RefSeq names its product recombination signal binding protein for immunoglobulin kappa J region like. Gene Ontology annotation, molecular function: DNA-binding transcription activator activity, RNA polymerase II-specific; RNA polymerase II cis-regulatory region sequence-specific DNA binding. Gene Ontology annotation, biological process: regulation of transcription by RNA polymerase II. Gene Ontology annotation, cellular component: nucleus. The transcript is spliced from 12 exons. NCBI's taxonomy places the organism in Eukaryota, Metazoa, Chordata, Mammalia, Carnivora, Mustelidae. The record is from RefSeq and is a predicted model, not a curated record. Bases 46 to 1599 code for a protein of 517 amino acids.
GCAUUGGAUGAGCCCGGAGGGCGGUGAGUGGGCCCGAGUGUGGUCAUGGACCCUGUACGGGCAACAGACCCCUCAGCGCCCCCAGGCCCUUUGACUCACCUGAGCCUGCCGGACAGCUCGGAGGCGCGGCCGCAGAGCGGAGCCCACGGGCGGAGCCUCCCGGGCAAUUGGACCAGGUCCUCCCCAGAGCGCGUCAUGGUCCUGAGGGAAGGCGUGCGCCAGUGCCUGCAGCAACAGGGUGCGCAGACUGUGCGGAUCCUGCACGCUAAGGUGGCCCAGAAGUCCUAUGGAAAUGAGAAGCGGUUCUUCUGCCCCCCGCCCUGUGUCUACCUCGCAGGUCCCGGCUGGAGAGUGAAGCCAGUGCAGGGCCAAGCCCACCAGGCAGGGGAAACCGGGCCCACGGUCUGCGGUUACAUGGGACUGGACGGCGCGUCCGGCAGCGCCGCCGAGACGCAAAAGUUGAAUUUCGAAGAGCAGCCGGACUCCAGGGAAUUCGGUUGCGCCAAGACCCUGUACAUCUCGGACGCAGACAAGAGGAAGCACUUCCGACUGGUGCUGCGGCUGGUGCACAGAGGGGGCCGAGAGCUGGGCACCUUCCACAGCCGCCUCAUCAAGGUCAUCUCGAAGCCCUCGCAGAAGAAGCAGUCGCUGAAAAACACCGACCUGUGCAUAUCCUCGGGCUCGAAGGUCUCUCUCUUCAACCGCCUGCGCUCCCAGACCGUGUCCACGCGCUACCUCUCUGUGGAAGAUGGGGCCUUUGUGGCCAGCGCACGCCAGUGGGCUGCUUUCACGCUCCACCUGGCUGAUGAACACUGUUCUCAGGGGGACUUCCCGCCUCGAGAAGGCUACGUCCGCUACGGCUCCCUAGUGCAACUUGUCUGUACUGUCACAGGCAUCACACUACCUCCAAUGAUCAUCCGCAAAGCAGCCAAACAGUGCGCCCUCCUUGACGUGGACGAGCCCAUUUCCCAACUGCAUAAGUGUGCAUUCCAGUUUCCCGGUGAUCCUUCCGGAGGGGUGGGCACUUACUUAUGCCUGGCUACAGACAAGGUGGUGCAAUUCCAGGCCUCCCCCUGCCCCAAGGAGGCAAACAGGGCGCUACUCAACGACAGCUCUUGCUGGACCAUCAUCGGCACCGAGGCGGUGGAGUUCUCCUUCAGCACCAGCCUGGCAUGGACGCGGGAGCCGGUCACUCCGGUGCCCCUCAUCAGCACCCUGGAGCUGAGCGGUGGGGGCGACGUGGCCACGCUGGAACUCCACGGUGAGAACUUCCACGCGGGGCUCAAGGUGUGGUUCGGGGACGUGGAGGCGGAAACCAUGUACAGGAGCCCGCGGUCCCUGGUGUGCGUCGUGCCUGACAUAGCCGCCUUAGGCAGCGACUGGCGCUGGCUGCGCACACCCAUCACUGUGCCCGUGAGCCUGGUGCGUGCCGACGGCCUCUUCUACCCCAGCGCCUUCUCCUUCACCUACACCCCGGAGUACAGUGCGAGGCCCGGCCCCCCGGGCGCCCCGGAGCCCGCCCCCGACGCAGACGCGCUGCUGGAGAGCAUCCACCACGAGUUCACGCGCACCAACUUCCACCUCUUCAUCCAGACUUAG